AUUUCGAAUAGGAAAGGCACACACCAUGUUUCCCGUAUAAACAUUCAGCUUCCCUCCACAUAGUUCUCACAUAGGCCGUCGUAAAUGAUUUAUUCCCAAACAUUUAAUCCAAGAUUACAACAAAAUAUCAGCAGGUGGCUGCAGUAUUUAUAAACUCAAGCAAUCUCGAGACAUCGCGCUUCAGUCAUAAGGAGACACCUUGGAUUGUGCAACGGCGCACGUUGACGCCCAGAUUUACUUUUUCACCUGUGUUAUCGACAAUGUAACCGACGACACGUUACUUCUCCGUAAACCUACGCGAACGAAACUUUAUAAGUACGCCGCACAUUUUUGCGUCGAGUCUUUCGCUUGAGUUUUCUCUUACGGUCGCGUCAUGGAAUCGCGUGUGUUCUGGUUUAUCUUGACGUGCAUUCUGUACAGAGAUGCGAUCGGCGAAUCGAUAUUUGUGAGAGACUUCGCGUCAAUUAACAACACUUCUCAGAUAGGUGGCAAGAAAGAGGAUAUGCAAAGCGAACGAUUAAUUCAUACGCAAACAAAAAAGAGACUCGUGGAAACUGUUAGAAAAAAUCAUACGUUUGACUCUGUAAUUCUGCAUGAAUCGCCGCGUGUGACAGAUUUAUUAGUGAAGACAAAAAUUGAAAACGCGAGGUGUUUUAGGUACUGCAUAGAACAAAUGGAAACUGACGAAGAUAAGACGCUUGAAGAUAUCAAUCUCUAUUGGUCACUCGCCGGAAACGAAAACGAAACGGAUAUAUUUUUAUUAAAAAAAAGCCCAAGGUUAAAGAUAUCAAAAUAUAUCAUUAACAGUUUGGCAAGUUUAGAGAAUAAUUGCCAAAUUUAUCUUUAUCUCGGUUGCGAAGUUGUAAAUAUGGAAGGAAGUCUGAUGAAUCAAUAUGAAAGAACAGACUCGAGUUCAGAAAUUAAUGAUCAAAGCACUGAAACCUCCUGGCGUAUCGAUUCAGAGUUUCCGCAGAAGGAAACAUUGAUGCACAGGAUCAACUUGAGCGGAUACACUGAAAGCAAGUUUUACAUUGACGUCAAUGUGACGAAAAUUAUAAUCAACAUUCGAGGGAAUCUUACACGCGCGAUUCUGGCUAUACCUACAACAGACAGGACGAUGCAGAGGCCAGCAAUAACGAUAUCGUUGGCGCGUAUGUACGAUGCGAAAGGGGUGACUAUCGGCGCGCGCAACCCUCCGCCAGGUGGCUGGCUCGUGAAACUAACAGGGGUGGAAAAUUCAAAGUACAACUUGGGCGUGACCAGUUACUUCGGAGCGAGCGAAGAAAAUUACACGAAGAAUGAAAUUAUCAGCGUCCGACUCAUGAACGAAUCCGAAGAAAACUUAGAUUCGCAGAACGAAGCAACAACUGUGACAGUUAAAAAACUUCAUCAAUCCGAUAAAGUGAAAAAGAUCUCCGAGGAUAUGAUAGAGGCAAAUGAUCGAAUCGAUUCGGCAUUUCCAAUGAAGUCUGAUACAAGUAACAGACCGAAAUUUGUAUUUGAGAGAUCUGCAGAAGUUGUGAACGACGUAGCGAUGGUGGGUGAUCUUUCUGACGCGUCACUCUCCUCCUCACUUGAAGUUAUCGCAGUGAAAGAUAUUGUUAACAGUUCUGCCUUGUCCAAUAAUUCUUUGGCGAGUUAUGGUGACGCCAGAACUCUGCAAAGUGCGUCAAACAGGCCGAUACUCAACGGAAGAAUGCUUAUUCUGCCAAAAGAACAGGAACAGAAAAUUCAGGUGCGAUCAUCCGAAGUUGCCUCCUUGAACGAAGACAUCGAUAUGAAUGUGAGGCCAUUCGCUGGUAAAAACGUAUCGACAGGAAUGACGAAGAAUCAAGGACUUUCAACGAGAUUGGCAGGGGACAACCAAGAAGAUAUUCUUGGAAAGCAAAGGAUAUUGAUAGAAGUAAAUCCUGAAAGUAGCUUGGUGGCUGUACCAGGGAGAAUACAUACAGUAUUCUUCGACUUGACGAACAAUUGCGUUCUUACGGUCAGAUAUGCAGUACGAGCUACGAGCUCGUCGUUUAGGAUUAGCAGCGUACGACCUCCGCUCGUGUGGUUAUACCCGGGGCAAACAGGCUAUGUAGCCGUGGAUAUCAUUGUGCCAGCAGGAGUCGGGCAAAAUACAGUCAAUACAAUUACAUUGUCCGUCGAAGGUACGGAGAUAUCAGAAAAAGCGGUGUAUGUGUACGUCCAAAAUCCGUUCUCCAAGAUUAUUGAUAAUGUGAGGCCAACUAUCGAAUACUCGUUUAAUAGUAAUUGCGCUGGUAAUUUAAACAGAGACCGAUGCGAUAAAACAUUUUGGAGCGCUGACAUCACUAUUCGAGAUCCCGAUUCGGGUCUGAAGAGUGUAACGUCGACUCCGAAUAGAAUAUAUCCACGCACUGAAUUCAUAAGUGGUACAAAAAACUCUGUGACGUUUUAUUAUUUAUCAACAUGCUGUACUACGACAGCUACAGUUACAGCGAUUGACAUAUUAAAUAAUCAAUAUUCCCGUAAAAUGGACGUCACAGAAUGGGACAACCUGUCGCAGGGGGAGAUAGCUGCUAUCGUAGUUGGUGCGUUACUUCUUCUCCUUCUUCUAGUAUUCCUCAUCAUCUCAAUAGUCUAUUGCGUUCGCAAGAAGAAUGGUCAUGAUCUACCUUACACACAAAGAUACGGCUCCAGGCCACCUGCUAGAUCCGAAAGAACCAGCUUCUAACAACAUUCUUGUAGAAGUCAACUGUGUCAUUGGAAGUUGCACUAUACCUAAAUCUAUACCUAUACGCCUAUCUGUAUAUAUACAUAAGUAAAGUAUUUAAUAAAUUUCUAUGUAUAAAAGAAAUCUAAUGUUAUGAAAUACUAAAUACAAAUCGUUGUAGUAGUCAACUUGUCACUCAAGAAAAGAGAAGUCAUAGUGAAACUAAACGAUGCUUCUUACGAACUACAUCUCACAGAGAAUGUUUGAUGCAAAGUUUGUACCUUCGAAGAAGUGCUUUAUAUUUAUAGAAGUGUCAACAAAAAUAAAUUAUACAGUAAAGGACAUGCAGAAAUCAUAAACAGUAGAAGUUGUGAACUGUGCGAACUAAUAUAGACCAGUCACAAUUUAGAAUUAUCGAGAACAUAACUGCAGCUUUCA
Messenger RNA from Harpegnathos saltator (Jerdon's jumping ant), 3115 nucleotides. RefSeq lists its product as uncharacterized. The record is from RefSeq and is a predicted model, not a curated record. The coding region runs from base 374 to 2698 and encodes 774 amino acids. Lineage: Eukaryota; Metazoa; Arthropoda; Insecta; Hymenoptera; Formicidae. The transcript has 13 exons.